Cladocopium goreaui is the source of this 942-nucleotide messenger RNA. The record is from the annotation of a GenBank genome assembly. NCBI's taxonomy places the organism in Eukaryota, Dinophyceae, Suessiales, Symbiodiniaceae.
UGAUCGAUUGCUCCCCGACUUUUGAGCAACCUGGUGAUGUGCCAUGAGACGCAAGGGUCAACUAGACACUGCCGAAAAGGUGGCGGAGGCCCAGGUGAUUUGGUGGCAGAAAUUUGCCUUGGCCAGAUUUAGCAGGUCCACCAGUUUCAACCUCCUCUGCACCUGGGCCACGUUGCUGGUCUUCAUCACCACCCUGGCGGAAUGUUCGUCCAGCACUGCGUAUGGAAAGUUUGGCCACGAGAGCAUCUUUUCCGUGCCACCCAAAGUUGGAUGGUGGCUCAUGGAAGUGCCUGUGACGAUGUCCUUUUUGUACUCCUUCUUUUGGCUUCCUGGAGGCUCCCCGGCCCACAAAAGCAUGAAGUCGCACCCAGGAUCUGUGCAGCAGCUGCUCGGGCAGGUGAUGUGCCUGCACUACAGCUACCGCGGCUGGAUCUAUCCAUAUCUGCUGCGACCUCACCCCGGUGCGCGCAGCAAUUUUUCGUUGAUGCCAGCCUUGGGAGGUUGGUUGGUGACCAUCACACAUGGCUAUCUCAACGGCAGGUGGUUUGCAGAACACGGCCGGCAUUUGUGCAGACAGUCGUGGCUGAGAGAUCCGCGAUUCCUGCUGGGUUUGCUGCUCUACUUCUCUGGCUUCGUGGCUUUGGUCUACCACGACUACUUGGUGAGGGACUUGAGGUCGUCUCCCGGACCCAGGUACCGAAUUCCACACGGAGGAUUUUUCGACUAUGCCACGCAAGCGGUUUAUUUCUGUGAGCUUUGGACGUGGCUGGGUUUUUUUCUUCUCAGUUGGGGACCCAAUGGCCUCUUUAUAUUCCUGGUCUCUGCUGGCAACUUGAUCCCAAGGAGCGUUGCCUCUCACCAGUGGUAUUUGAAGACCUUUGGUGAUGAGUAUGCCAAGCUUGGACGCGCCUACCUUGUGCCAUUUGUAUGGUGAUGGGAAAA